AUGGCAGCAACCCGACCCUUAUGCCUCAUCUGCGAAGCAAUCGAAGGCAAAUACAAAUGCCCUCGCUGCAACGAGUACACGUGUUCUGUCGCAUGUUCUCGGGAGCAUCGCGAUAACCAUCCCGAUGUCGAGGCUGCAGAUACUACUGCCCGAUCGUCAACUAUGUCCAACUCGGCGCAGAGCUUUCUCGCUCCUUCGGAGCAGAGUAACUCUACUACUGCUAAUGUCGAACUGAACAGCGUCGCCGACAUGCCGGAAUAUCAAGACCUUGUUCAGAGAUACCCCGUGCUCAAGCAGCUUCUUUGGGAUAUUGCAGUGGCCACUGACCCCCCUGUAUCCGACGGGCAUGGAGGUGGUCUUAGUAACGUGGGGCUACCGGGGCCCAGACCUGCUUACCGUAAGAACAACCAGCCCUGGACGAAGGAUGUCGGCAUGGAGCACGGCCUCGACGCACUGCAACAAGCCAAGCAUUCUCCGACUGCCGCUAGAGACGCCAUACGGGAAUUCUGUGACCUAGUCUCGAUGUUCAAAUCCAGAAAGAAGGACGAGGACGACUUCCGAAAGCAGCUUCUGCAAGCUGAUGCCAAGAUCAUCAGCCGGCUGAUGAAGGAGGAAGAUGCGGCUUAA
Anthostomella pinea is the source of this 627-nucleotide messenger RNA. The record is from the annotation of a GenBank genome assembly. NCBI's taxonomy places the organism in Eukaryota, Fungi, Ascomycota, Sordariomycetes, Xylariales, Xylariaceae.